AUGGAUCCAAAGUUAUCUUCAUCACUUCUAAUUCACCAUUACUUGGUAUGUAUUCUAAGUGGACCCCAUAACACUAGUCCAGAACCAGAUGAACGGUUUGCAAAUCAGGGACGAAUUAACCAGCCCACAAAAUUCUCUAUCCGUGUGACAGAUGAAAUCAAAGAUUCAAUCCAUGACAGAUGUGCGAUAUUUAUAAGGAACGACAACACCUUCGAAGUUCAAAAGGACAAAAUGAUCGAUGAGGUUAUCUUUAUGACUUUGGACCUAACCAAAGGCGUGCUGAAAUGUAUGGAAGAACACAUUUCAUCCAUAAUUCUACCACAACUGCAACAAAUACCGGAUCGUCCUCAGGCAGACAGAUCACUUCUGACCGGCUUCAACAAGGAUGACCUGGUGGAUAAUACCUCCAACUUCCUUGACCUUCUGUGCGAUGCGUCAAACAUUCUUGACACCCAGUCCAGUCUCAAGCCGGCAGGCACCAAACUGAUGGAACGGCUCAGUCAGCUCACAUAUUCGAAUGGAUACCACGCGGACCCACAGCUCGUAAUGGACGCCGAAACAUGCGUGUUGACAUGGAUCAGUCAGCUGGAACAAGUUUUGGCCAUUUCGGAUCAGAUACGCAAAGAACCUGGUAAUACGGGACCCCGAAUAGAGCUUGACUACUGGCGGCGACGAAUGGCAACUUUCAACUGCUUGUUAAUCCAAAUACAGCAACCUGCUUGCAAAUCCGUGAUUGCUCUUCUACAAGCAGGCAGAUCACAUAACGUUAAGGUCGGUUUGCCAUUGCGUUGGUCCGUACUUGAGGCCAAAGUAACGAAUUACGCUAAUGAAGCCAAAGAUAACUUGAAAUUUCUCUAUGCCUUGGAAGAAUACUGUGAGCCACUUUAUCGGUCCGACCCGGUUAGUAUGGUUGAGUGUCUGCCAAAACUGGUGAACAUCAUUCAGUUAAUCUACAAUAUUUCCACUUACUACAACACUGCGGAGAAGAUUGCAUCGCUGUUUAUCAAGGUUACGAAUCAAAUGAUUACAGCCUGCAGGCAGUACAUCACAAAUCGAGCGCGAGAUACAGUAUGGACACAAUCUCCAAAGGAUCUUUUGAAAAAAAUACAUGACAGCUGCUAUCUGAACGAGGCUUAUCAGGCUACAUUCCAUCAAGUCAAAUCUGCCAUGGAAGAGAGUGAUAGUUCCAGAAAAUUUGAUCUUUCGGAGAUGCAUGUUUUUGGAAAAUUCAACUUAUUUUGUCGCCGUCUGCGUGCAAUUGAAGAAGCUUUCCGGCAAAUCGAACUUUACUCCAGGUUGCAAGCUUCGCAGAUCGAGGGUUUGGAUCCACUUAUCGCAGAAUACAAUGCUGCUGUGAACGAGUUGAAGAAAACACCACAUGACAUGUUGGAUCCGCGACUGUCUCAAGCAGCUGAGGCUCUUGAUGCGUUCAGACAGCGACUCACAUGCAUCCAGAUGAAACUUAAGAAUAAUUUUGAGAAUAAUAUGGAGAAGAUUCCGAGUGUACUGCGUGCCCUCCAGGUAUUACAGCAAUACACAAACUUAAAACUGCCGGAGUUGGACGUAGAAUCUGCUUACUUCAGGGUGUUGCGACAGUAUAGUUCGGAACUCACCCUCGUAGCCAACGAAUACAAACGCCACAAAGAGGAUCCGCCCAUCUUGUGGGAUAUGCCACCUGUGUCAGGUAAGCUGAGGGCAUUCGAAAUGAGCAGAAUUGCUUGGGCCAGGCAGCUUUAUCGACGCAUAGAGGAACCAAUGAUGAUCUUCAAAGACCACAGCAAACUGAUGCGAACCAAAGAAGCUCGGGAAAUCACCAAAAGAUAUAAUCGAUUAGCUGAGACACUGGUCAAAUUCGAGGUUCUACACUUCCGCAAUUGGUUAACUCAGGUCCCCACAAUUAAAACCGGUCUACGCAACCCUUUGCUUACACAAGACGAAGUCAGCUAUGGACUAUCUAUUGCACUAGAUCAGGACUUGCUGACACUGUACAGAGAGAUAGACCUGUUAACCAAGUACGGAAUGACCGUUCCUCAAGCUGUUUCCGAUAUCAAUCGCCAGGGUGUUCAAAUUAAACAUCAUUACAGCCGACUAAAAGUAAGUCAAACUCGUGGGCGGUAUUUUCUAGGACCCAUAAGUGGUUACUUUGGAUUGUUAUUGCUACGUGAAAUCUCUCAGCUGGACAGCAUGUUGGAUCCGCAAUGGGUCCAGUUAAUGCGUCUACAAUUCGCCACGCUACAGACUUUGCUCAAACCUGGACUCACACUGUUAAACUGGACAAGUUUGGGUAUAGACCAGUACAUUGAUGAUGUGUCCCAAUACGUUGACCAAAUGAAGUUACUCGCUACUCGUGCUAGAAAUUUGUGUCAGAAUCGAAUUGAAACGGUAAUUGUUCUGGAAGAAAUGAUGAAAACAAAUCUGUGUGAACUUCCGAAAGUAGACUAUUGGUCGAUAGACCAGUUUGCUGAGCGAACCAAAAGCCUGUGCGCUGAAGCCGGGAGAACACUGCAGCUCAAGAGUCAGAUCAUCCAGGCUGCCGUUUACGAACUGAUCGACAUGUUGUCCGGGGACUACCAGCAGCGACUUACUCAGAUGUCUGAGGCGGAAAAACAAACAAAAUGUGAGCAGCCAGUCUCAGGUGAUGGCGGGAUACAAAGAGACAUUAGGACAGAUUGCUCAAAUUUACAAGCAAAAUGGAGAUUUUCCACAUUUCAGGGUGUGUAUGAGCAGCUUCGGCCUUUCGAACGCUACAGCUAUCUAUGGAGAAAGACUUGUGAAACGGAAAUAAAAGCUUUCGAGGGAACCGCGUGCAGCCUUCUUGACUAUGAGAUGAUUUUCGCAAAAUACGACGCAGAGGUAAGGUGGAAAUUUGCUCUUCAUCAUUUAAACCAUCUUAUAACAUUACAUUUUGAGGAUGGGACCAGUAGGAAAGUGGCUUUGAUGAAAAAAGUUGAAGAUGAACCGGAGAUUGUGGAAUGCAGUCCUUUGGCCAUCGGCACAGAACAUCUAAAAACCGGACUGAUAGCUGAACUGGAGCAAUGGAAACUACAGUAUGGUCGUUCAUGCAAUCAGCUUUAUGGCCAACAAAUGUUUGAUUUGUUUGCGCUUUUUGAAAAAUAUGAGAAGCUUUUUACGAGACCAGUCAAGGAUUUGGAUGAUAUUCGCAUCAUGAUGACUGCCAUUAAGGAACUUCGUGAUGUGGAGGUUGAUAUUGACAGGAAACUGGGACCCAUCGAAGAUUCUUACACAUUGCUAUCUAAAUACCGGAUCCCGGUCGACAAGGGCGAAUUCGAGAAGGCCGACACUCUUCGAUAUUCGUGGGAGAAACUCAAUCACUUGAUGUCCACAGCACACGAAGAGUUAAUCGAAAUUCAACCAAAAUACCGUUCAGAACUUUUGGAAAGCAUCGCGCAGUUGAAAGAAGACUGUGUUGCUUUCUUUGAGGAUUAUGACACAGUUGGACCAAUGGUUCCGAACAUUUCUCCGGGUGAAGCUUCAGAUCGAUUAGUCAUUUUCCAAAAUCGCUUUGACAGUCUGUAUCGACAGUACAUUACCUGUAGUGCUGGAGAGGAACUGUUUGGACUUCCGGCGACAGAAUAUCCCCGCAUCUUACAGAUGCGCAAAGAACUUAGCCUCCUACAAAAGCUAUACUCGCUCUACAACAGUGUACUCAAUAAAACCGCAGGAUACCGUGAUAUACUCUGGGCGGAUGUGAAGAUUGACUUGAUUGCUGCCGAGCUGGCUGACCUGGAGAAUCGUUGUCUUAAGCUGCCUUCUGCUUUGAGGGCUUACCAAGCAUAUGAAGACCUGCGUAAAAUGUUGGCCGACUUUAAUCAGAUUAUGCCGCUACUUGAAUUGAUGACUAAUCCAGCCAUGAGACCACGACACUGGGCCCGAUUGAAAGAGCUUACAGGCCAUGAGUUUAAUGUCGAAGCUGAAGGAUUCGCUUUGCGCAAUAUUUUGAUGGCUCCCCUCCUCAAAUAUAAGGAAGACGUGGAAGAUGUGUGCAUAUCUGCCAUCAAAGAACGCGAAAUUGAGAAUAAGUUGCGUGCACUAAAAUUGGAUUGGAACACGCAGGAGUUUCAAUUUGUUCAUUUCAAAAACCGCGAUCGAUUAGUCAUUUUCCAAAAUCGCUUUGACAGUCUGUAUCGACAGUACAUUACCUGUAGUGCUGGAGAGGAACUGUUUGGACUUCCGGCGACAGAAUAUCCCCGCAUCUUACAGAUGCGCAAAGAACUUAGCCUCCUACAAAAGCUAUACUCGCUCUACAACAGUGUACUCAAUAAAACCGCAGGAUACCGUGAUAUACUCUGGGCGGAUGUGAAGAUUGACUUGAUUGCUGCCGAGCUGGCUGACCUGGAGAAUCGUUGUCUUAAGCUGCCUUCUGCUUUGAGGGCUUACCAAGCAUAUGAAGACCUGCGUAAAAUGUUGGCCGACUUUAAUCAGAUUAUGCCGCUACUUGAAUUGAUGACUAAUCCAGCCAUGAGACCACGACACUGGGCCCGAUUGAAAGAGCUUACAGGCCAUGAGUUUAAUGUCGAAGCUGAAGGAUUCGCUUUGCGCAAUAUUUUGAUGGCUCCCCUCCUCAAAUAUAAGGAAGACGUGGAAGAUGUGUGCAUAUCUGCCAUCAAAGAACGCGAAAUUGAGAAUAAGUUGCGUGCACUAAAAUUGGAUUGGAACACGCAGGAGUUUCAAUUUGUUCAUUUCAAAAACCGCGGUGAGCUCUUGCUUCGUGGCGAUCACACAAAUGAACUGGUUUCACUCAUGGAGGACUCACUAAUGCUAUUGGCCUCAUUACUGAGUAACCGGUACAACGCUCCGUUUCGUAAGGAAAUUCAGACUAUGGUUUCAGGGCUUUCCAGUACGAGUGAAAUCAUUGAGCAAUGGUUAGCACUGCAAAACUUAUGGAUUUAUUUGGAGGCCGUCUUUAUCGGUGGAGAUAUUGCGCGGCAAUUACCAAGGGAAGCAAAACGGUUCAGUGCUGUAGAUAAGUCAUGGCAGAGAAUUAUGCAAAGAGCUCAUGAAACACCGAAUGUGUUAGACUGCUGCACUCGUGAUGACCUCCUCAGUCAGUUGAUCCCUCACUGUAUGGAGCAGCUGGAGAUUUGUCAGAAAAGCUUGACAGGGUACCUCGAAAAGAAACGGUUGCUGUUCCCCCGAUUUUUCUUUGUGUCUGAUCCAACCCUUCUGGAAAUAUUGGGCCAGGCAUCCAACCCACGAACAAUACAAGCCCAUUUACUAUCCGUGUUCGAUAACAUCAAGACCGUGAGAUUCCACGAUAAGCAGCCUGACACCAUUCUGACGUGUUACUCACAAGAAGGUGAAGUACUGGAGCUCGAACAACCAGUGAAGGCAGAAGGUCAUGUUGAAGUGUGGCUAAAUGUCCUGCUGAAGCAAGCACAACACUCUCUGCACGAAGUUAUACACAACGCCUACAUGGCAGUUUCGAGUAAGGAUUUCAAUCUUCUGGAGUUCCUGGACGCCUAUCCUGCUCAGGUGAGUAUAAUGNUUGAAGUGUGGCUAAAUGUCCUUCUGAAGCAAGCACAACACUCUCUGCACGAAGUUAUACACAACGCCUACAUGGCAGUUUCGAGUAAGGAUUUCAAUCUUCUGGAGUUCCUGGACGCCUAUCCUGCUCAGAUCAAAGACCGAAUUCGUUCAGACACGGAUUUCGAAUGGUUGAAACAAACUCGGUUCUACUUUUUCGAAGAAACAGACAAAUGCUUGAUUUCGAUAACUGAUGUGGACUUUGAAUAUCAAAAUGAAUUCUUGGGAUGCACAGAGCGCCUGGCUAUUACUCCACUCACAGACAGGUGCUACAUCACUUUGGCUCAAGCUUUGGGCAUGUCAAUGGGCGGAUCUCCGGCUGGACCAGCAGGGACAGGAAAGACAGAGACCGUCAAAGACAUGGGUCGGUGUUUGGGAAAGUAUGUGAUUGUUUCCAACUGUUCUGAUCAAAUGGAUUUUCGUGGACUGGGACGUAUUUUCAAAGGCCUUGCUCAAUCUGGAGCAUGGGGUUGUUUUGAUGAAUUCAAUCGCAUCGAACUACCUGUGCUUUCUGUGGCUGCCCAACAAAUUGCAAUCGUUCUGACUUGCAAGAAAGAACGAAAAUCCCAAUUUGUUUUCACUGAUGGAGACACAGUUGAAAUGAAUCCUGAAUUUGGGAUUUUCUUGACAAUGAACCCUGGUUAUGCCGGAAGACAAGAACUGCCGGAGAACUUAAAAAUCAACUUUCGUACUGUAGCUAUGAUGGUGCCUGAUAGACAAAUCAUCAUUCGAGUAAAACUGGCCUCUUCCGGUUUCAACGAUAACAUCAUUUUGGCCCAGAAAUUUUACACCUUGUACAAGUUGUGCGAAGAACAGCUUAGCAAACAGGUACACUACGAUUUUGGACUGCGCAAUAUACUGUCCGUUUUGAGAACAUUGGGUGCAGUCAAACGGGCCAACUUGAACGACACCGAAUUCAUCACGGUAAUGCGCGUCCUCAGAGAUAUGAACUUGAGUAAACUGGUUGGUGCUGACGAGCCAUUAUUUAUGUCAUUGUUGAACGACCUGUUUCCAGGAGUGACUUUGGACAAAGGCGGGUAUCCGGAACUAGAAGCUGCUAUUCGACGUCAUCUUGAAGAAACUAGUCUAAUCAGCCACCCACCUUGGCUACUGAAAGUCGUUCAACUGUAUGAGACGCAGCGUGUUCGUCAUGGAAUGAUGGUACUCGGACCAUCCGGGACUGGAAAGACGUGUUGCAUUCAUGCUCUAAUGAAAGCGAUGUCGGAGUGUUUCGAACCCCGUCGUGAGAUGCGUAUGAACCCGAAAGCUAUAACAUCGGCUCAGAUGUUUGGGAAACUGGAUGUGGCUACAAACGAUUGGACGGAUGGGAUAUUUUCUGCACUCUGGCGCCGUACACUCAAAUCAAAGAAGGGCGAACAUGUGUGGUUAGUGCUAGACGGACCAGUGGAUGCUCUGUGGAUAGAGAAUCUAAACUCCGUCUUAGAUGACAGCAAGCUGCUAACACUGGCCAACGGUGAUCGAAUCCCGAUGGCAACUAAUUGCAAAAUUAUGUUUGAAGUAGAUAACAUCGACAAUGCAACACCAGCAACGGUGUCAAGAAAC
Opisthorchis viverrini is the source of this 7107-nucleotide messenger RNA. RefSeq lists its product as hypothetical. The transcript is spliced from 25 exons. Gene Ontology annotation, cellular component: dynein complex. NCBI's taxonomy places the organism in Eukaryota, Metazoa, Platyhelminthes, Trematoda, Opisthorchiida, Opisthorchiidae. Gene Ontology annotation, molecular function: dynein intermediate chain binding; ATP binding; minus-end-directed microtubule motor activity. Gene Ontology annotation, biological process: microtubule-based movement. The annotation marks the transcript as partial. The record is from RefSeq and is a predicted model, not a curated record.